AUGGUUGCUGCGUCACCCUCGCCUGCCCUAAGUGACGAGUCUGUUGGCAGUGAGGAGACAGCACCGAUGCACUACGACUUCCUGUUGUCUGCUCUGGAUCUAGCCCGCGGCACACAGCAACCGCUUCCACGACAAUCCGCGCGUCGCUACUCAAUGACUACCCAGCACCUGGAGUUGGCGAGGUUGGUUGAUGGACCAGUGUGGAAGGAGUGCGAGCGACUUGACGAUGUGGGUUUCACCACUGUGAAGGUGGAUCCAGAGGUGGUUGCGGAAGAGGCUGUUUGGUGUCAGGCAGUGGAGUGCCAGAUUUUCACAGCUUCCUUGGUUCCGCCAACGCCGUGUUCAACGGACUCGUUGUCCUCCACCUCACCGCCAUUUGUCUUCCACGCGCCGAGUGGAGAGUUGGGGGUCGCGGCCCGAGUGUCGCCCGCAGUCGAUUUCCAGUCCCUUAACCCCUGCCCACUGAGUAAUCCCCCGGACCCACUUUGGUCCAACUCUGUUUGUCUCGACAGUGCCAGGUUUUUUAACAUUUUAUGA
Molecule: messenger RNA, 537 nt
Organism: Mesocestoides corti
Lineage: Eukaryota; Metazoa; Platyhelminthes; Cestoda; Cyclophyllidea; Mesocestoididae
Source: the annotation of a GenBank genome assembly